AUGGCUCAUUUAAAAAAGUUUUCGCUUGCAAAAAAGCUAAGCUAAUUGCGUCAAGAAAGCUUAUAAGUUUUUACUCCUUUGUUAUUUGCAACUGGGAACGAUGAUUGUCUCUUUUAUUCAGCUGAUUUGGUGAUGAAUUUGUCAUCAAGGAAAAAGAAAGAUAUGAAUAAUCUGCUAUUUACAAUGCAAACCUUAGAAAUACCAUAUUUAAGCGCUAAUUAAGUCGGAGUAGAAGACAGGUACUUCGGAAUUAUGUUUUAAAAAUAAAAUUUCAAAUGGUCAUUAAUUGAAGAGAAAAAUCUGGAAAAAUUGCUCUGUGUGAACCCUUUGGUGGUGAGUGUUUCAGAAACAACCUCAAUUGAUUGGGAGACUAAUAUCUGUUUCCCAUUUAUCCGUAGUUAAAUUGAGAGAUACGAUCGAAUUCGAUUGCACUUUCAGACUUUAGAGGACGAAUAAGAAUUUGAAUUUGAAGGGUUUAAUGCGAGAGUAGUCUAGUAGGCAAUAGAUAGUUUGAAUGGGUAUCAGAUAAUUGACCCUCGAAUCCAUUGUGGUAGAUGGGAAAUCAAUCCUAAAUGGAAGAAUGUCUUGCCGAAAACAGAACUUACUAUAGACACCUAUAGAGGAGAGAUCUAGAAGCUUGUGAAAAGCAAUCCAGAAUGUUUUAGGAGAAGAAAUGUCAAGUAAUUAAACAAACAAGUUAAGGAGGAUGAUGACGAAUUUUCUUUUGAGGCUAUGAUGAUGAAAAGAUUAGAAAAAUAUAUAAAAAGAGAGAUGCUUGAACCUGCAGCAGCUGAUAUGGAGGGACAAUACAAGUAGCAUAUUUUAGAUCAAAUAAAGAGUAUCAAAUGA
This is a messenger RNA of Paramecium tetraurelia, 849 nucleotides long. RefSeq lists its product as uncharacterized. Gene Ontology annotation, molecular function: peptide deformylase activity. The transcript has 2 exons. The record is from RefSeq and is a predicted model, not a curated record. Gene Ontology annotation, biological process: peptidyl-methionine modification. Lineage: Eukaryota; Ciliophora; Oligohymenophorea; Peniculida; Parameciidae. Gene Ontology annotation, cellular component: mitochondrion.